AUGAAGAAUGAUGUACAAGAAUACGUGAAGGCACGUCCGAAGUGUUUCAUCAGUAAUCCUAAAGUCAGCGCUCUGUCACUCAACCCCAUACCUGCCAAAAUCUGGAGUCUGGUUGGGAUUGACAUUAUUGGUCCUCUUCAAGAAACUACAAGUGGUAACAAGUACAUUGUCGCCAUAACUGACCAUUUCUCCAAGUGGUCUGAAGCCUCAGCUAUCCCGGACAAGAGUGCAAAGUCAGUGGCAGAGUUCCUUUACUCUGUUGUAUGUCGACUAGGCUGCAUGGACACCCUUAUCAGUGACCAGGGUCGUGAAUUUAUAGAAGACGACUGGCCAGGAUACAGUCUGGACCUGUUCACCUACCCAGAACACUAUCACGAAGACAUUGAGAGUGUUUACAUUCCUCAUGGAGUAAUCAUGGACAGAGUGGAGCGUUUGGCCCGCCACAUCAUGGAUGACCUUGGGGACGAUGGUGUUGUGGCGCUGUGUGUCCUGAAGGGAGGCUACAAGUUCUGCUCAGACCUGGUCGAGUUCAUCAAGGUCCUCUGCCGCAACUCCAACAAGCACCUGGAGACCAGGGUGGAGUUCAUCCGCUUGAAGAGCUACCAGAAUGACCAGUCAACAGAGGACCUGCACAUCGUGGGGAGCAGAGAUUUGUCUUUCCUGUGUGGAAAGAAUGUACUGAUUGUCGAGGCUAUAGUCGACACAGGAAAAACCAUGAAGGCCCUUCUGAAUCAUGUACAGACCUUUCAACCCAAGAUGGUCAAGGUCGCAGGGCUGCUGGUGAAAAGGGUCCCAAACAUGGCGGAGAGCCUCACAGACUAUGUUGGAUUCGAAAUCCCAAAUCGCUUUGUCGUUGGCUACGCCUUGGACUAUAACGAGUAUUUCCGUGACCUGAAUCAUAUCUGUGUCAUCAGCGAGAUUGGGAAGAUGAAGUACAAGGUUUGAGCAGAAUUCAAAGCCUGAUCUACGCUCAGCAAGAAAAGUGCCUUCUCACCCCCCCCCCACCCCCCAGCUCGCUGAGGGGAAGUUUGGUUUUGUUUGUUUUGCAGUACAAUGCAACCUCACCAUGUGUGCCCCCUGCCAAAAACAAUGUCCCGCGGUUGGUCUUGCCAUGUAUUUCCCAUAACACUCACUCUUUGCACUGCCUCUGU
Lampris incognitus (smalleye Pacific opah) is the source of this 1151-nucleotide messenger RNA. RefSeq names its product phosphoribosyl transferase domain containing 1a (gene prtfdc1a). NCBI's taxonomy places the organism in Eukaryota, Metazoa, Chordata, Actinopteri, Lampriformes, Lampridae. The record is from RefSeq and is a predicted model, not a curated record. The transcript has 9 exons. Gene Ontology annotation, molecular function: magnesium ion binding; hypoxanthine phosphoribosyltransferase activity. The coding region runs from base 1 to 945 and encodes 314 amino acids. Gene Ontology annotation, biological process: guanine salvage; GMP salvage; IMP salvage.